CCAACAGACGCAUGAAUGCUUCCUCCGGCGCCGCCUGUCGCGGUGCCCGAAUUCAGCAAAAUCAUGCCACUUGUACUGUCGGUUGCAGAGCUCAAAACAACAUCUCCGCUCACCGCUGGGCCAGUACCAACGCCACUUAGCAGCAUGACGUUCCCACCACCACCGGCAGAGCCUGCACCUCCUGUCAACUCGACAUUCCCGCCAAGUGUACCGGCUCCGCCGGUGAUAAAUGUUUUGCCACCAGCAGCGACGCUGCUAGCGCCAGCAGUCAAUGAAAUGACUCCACCAACGCCUACUAUACCGCUUCCCACAGUAGCAGAAAUACUGCCACCAGUACCACCCGACGUUGAAGAUCCACUGUUAAUCGACACCGCACCAGCGCUACCACCAGUGGAAGCGCUCGAACCGAUGGUGACGGUCCCAGAUGCCCCCGCCGUCGAAGUACCACUGGUCAACGAAAUGGGGCCGCCAACGACGCCAGCUCCUCCAGUCACUGUCACGGUACCACCAGUGCCCGUGGUCCCGGCACCAACCGACAAGUUGAUCGCACCUCCCGGUCCGGCAGUUCCAGCGCCAGUCUUCAACUGA
Aphanomyces astaci is the source of this 588-nucleotide messenger RNA. RefSeq lists its product as hypothetical. The coding region runs from base 16 to 588 and encodes 190 amino acids. The transcript has a single exon. The record is from RefSeq and is a predicted model, not a curated record. Lineage: Eukaryota; Oomycota; Saprolegniomycetes; Saprolegniales; Verrucalvaceae.